This is a messenger RNA of Linnemannia hyalina, 2136 nucleotides long. Lineage: Eukaryota; Fungi; Mortierellomycota; Mortierellomycetes; Mortierellales; Mortierellaceae. The record is from the annotation of a GenBank genome assembly.
AUGGCGACGGCAACAGCACUCGAAAUGGCCGAGAUUGACCUCGCCAAUUCGAUUGAGACCCAAGUCCAACAACAACGCCACCAGCAGAGUCACUACCAAAACAUGGAGUGCAGGAACCUUCUGUACCUGGAAGUGUUCUUUUGCAAAGGCUUCAGAACUUGGUCGCUUCCUGAGAUCCGUCUCUGCAACUCUGAAGACGCUCUGGCGGGAGGCCGCUUUGACCCCACGACCAUCUGGCUCCCCCAAGUUACCGACCUCACAUUGAACGUCAGUGGCGGCAGCGAUACUCAUACAUUUAUGGGCUUGCAGGAGUUGCUUACACGAUGCCCACGCCUGGAGCGGCUGACCUUCUCUCCAUUGGACCGUUCAACAAACCUGGACCGAGUGGCGACAAUCAUCAAGGACCAUUGUCCUAAGCUCACCUCCAUCUUGAUUCCGUUAACUCUCAAAAGCGACACAGAGAUCUGUAAAGUCGUCCGAGCAGUGACUCCUGGGCGACUUUUGGAGCUCCACUGUAAAGCCCCACGAAUCACAAAGGAUCUGCAGGAUGCUGUCCGGACGCACCGGGAUUCACUUGAGGUAUUCAGGAUGGCGGUGAGCUUUCACAUACGUGAGCCUGUCGACUAUGUGAAUGGCAGAGAGGUUUGGGCGCCGCAGGUAGCAGUGGAGCAAAUGCGGUUCCUUCAGGAGGUGGCGGAUUCGUUUUUGAGUCUCGGGGAGUUGAGUUUCUAUGAAAAGCGCGUGCGAACAACCGAGUUCGAGUUUUAUGACGCACUGAUGUACAGGCCCUGGAAGGGUUUGAACCUUGAACGACUGGAGUUGUUUGGAGGAGCUUACGAUAUGUCUCAGCGAGAGAGACAGGACCAGGAUUCCUUCCCCUCACUUUACUCAACUGUUGUCUGGUCUGCAAGACCUGGAGGGAGAUUCUGGUGCCGGUGCUUUGGAGGUGCUUUGAUGAACGGUUUAUGUGGAGGACAUUGGCAGGUGGAGCAGGAAGGGCAGGUGUUGAGCGAGGAUGCAGAUGCAGAGGGAAAGAAGGACGAGGACAGUAGGGAGUUAGCGCAACAGCAGCAGAAGGAAAGAGAGGAGGAACAAUGCAAGAGUCUGGUGGAGUUGGAUGUGUUCUUUUUCCGGAAAUCAGGAUGGGGCAAGGUCGUGCACGCCAUCCCACCACCAGCCUAUGCGCAAGUCCUCCAUCUAAACCGGCAUCUGAGAAAAGUCGGGCUCACGGCUCACGAGGCUAAACCGCAGCCCAUCAACGCCACUGCGCUCUCGAGAUGUUUGCGACUGAAGGAGCUCAGCAUCAACAACUUUACCACCCAGGUAUCGUUGGAGCAGGAUUUGGGGCUGUUUUUGAGGCCGGCGGCGAGUACGCUGACACACUUGACCUUGAUCAACAUUCGAGGGGAGUAUACUCUCGAUACAACACCAUCGACAACAGCCACACGGCUUUGGUUCCCGAAUGUGGUCGAACUCAGAACGGACCUUUCACCACAGAUCACACCAGGGAUCGAGGACCUGAUUGCUCGGUGCCCGAACCUGGAACGGCUCUGCCUCUCUCCAGACCCGUCGCUUAGCUUGGAACCACUGGCGACUAUGCUUCUCCUCCGACUCCAAAACGGUUCGGACAUGUAUACUUGUUGCCCGAAGAUCCAUUCAUUGAAGUUUCUGUCAUCGACCAGCGAGGCGAACCAGAUCCACAAGGUCAUCGAAGCCUGUGGACCGUUGACACAACUGGAAUACAAGUGCAACAACUUGACACAGGAGAUCCAACGCGCCACAAGAGCUCACCGCGCCACACUCGAACACUUGAAGAUGUCGAUCAUUUUUUACUUUCGCCAAAGGAGCAGUCAAGCCGAUUUCGCAGAUACGAUGAUGGAACGGCCUUGGCGAUGUGAUCGACUCGAGGAACUGCAGUUGGUUGUUGGGAUUCUGGAACGGAGGAAGGAUUUGGAGAUGGAGUAUCUUGAGCCUGGGAGGGUGUUUGCGCAUGGGUGGAGGGUGUCGAUGGAUGUGCCUGUGGACCGGACGUAUCUAAAGCCGAAUUAUGUGUUGUUUGAGCGGUUCUUGAACCAUGUUUCCUCGUUGCCGGUGUUGAGGAAGAUGACUGCCCUCCGUGUCGAUUGUGUUCGAUAA